CAAAAACUUUAGCUCAGUUUCCCCUGUUUUCGUGUAAACAAGUUCAAUUCACUUUCUUCCCGUUCUCCAUUGCACCUCGACUUAGUAGCAACGCCUCCUCAGCAUUCACCCGGCCCAAACGACCAACAAUGCCGCAAAAGCAAAAGGCCUCGAUCAGCGACAUGGUGGACAAACUUGUCGAGGUCUCGGUCGUGAUGAAAAACCGCAUGGGACUCAAGCCGGCGGAGAGCGAUCGUGUCCGCGGUGCUUUCGAGCUCUUGGCCGCCGGCAUGCCUCCCACCGACGCCAGAGGAAGGGCGAACAAAUUAAUCUAUGUCGAGUUCCUUCAAAGGGUUCAACAUCUUCUCGGAUUGGAGGGCGUGGUUCUUUGCGCCGUUGGCCUUGGUGUUUCCGCCGUGGCUUCCAUGGGGGACAAACGUCGCGUCGAUCUGCCACACGAGCUAAACAUCCGCUGGCAAGAAAUUCCUCAAGACAGUCUCAAAGGUAUCGCCGAUGAGUUCUCGAAAAAAUAUUUUCCUUCCCCAACCGGCGAAGAACGCGCGGCGUCUCCUUGUCCAGCCGGGGGAAAAAGCCCGUCGCUGCCAGGCGAACAUCGGGAAAUGGAAGCGGUGUCUCAGUUUGCCGGCGACGCUUAUGCGCUUACUUGGGAUGACGUCAGACAAAUUUUGGGCAGUGCCUGUGUGGGACAGCCAUACUUCAUCGAUACCUUCUCGGACCAUGUCAAUUCCUUCGCAAUUGUUCCUGUGUCUCAGGAACUCACAAACCAUUUUGUCAGGCAGCGCCAGAAGCACAUCUCGUAUGUAUCGCUUCCCCAUAAUUGACCGGCAUCGCUUGCGGGUUACAAGCGGGACGCGGGGAGGAAAUCCGUCAAGGAUAUAAGGCGACUCGUCCAAUCCGAGCAGGAAGUGAGAGAAAGGGUCAAUAGGAGUGGUUGAAGUACUGAAAGGAAGAAGCGUUGUGUGCCGUGUUUCACUCAAAACAUUAGAAUCCUGGCUCCUUUCAGGCCGAGCCGUUUGUCUCCAUCUUCCCACCUUUUCCG
This is a messenger RNA of Gaeumannomyces tritici R3-111a-1, 1039 nucleotides long. RefSeq lists its product as hypothetical. The record is from RefSeq and is a predicted model, not a curated record. The coding region runs from base 129 to 821 and encodes 230 amino acids. The transcript has 2 exons. NCBI's taxonomy places the organism in Eukaryota, Fungi, Ascomycota, Sordariomycetes, Magnaporthales, Magnaporthaceae.